CCAUUACUCCACACUGACUGUCGAUUGGACUAAAUAAGGCAAAUCAGUAUUGCUAGGCUGUUAACAUCUGUUGCUAAGGAACUAACAGUAAUGGCAGACAUAGCUUAAACAUCGAUGAACAGAAUGUGUUUAACCUGCUAAAAUGAUGUGUUUUGCUCAGGUUCAAUGACAAAGCCUUCAGUGUCCUUGGUGUCCAGUUAUCCUUCAUUUCUACCUGGUGAAGUGGCCAACAUCACCUGCACUGGCCCCUCCAGACUGCACACCAGCACUGAUUUCUAUCUGUACAGAAGUGGUUCUGGAAACUACAUCACAACACAGAGAGCUGCACCUUCACAGACCAGCGUGACUUUCAUUCUGUCUGACCUCUCUGAGUCAAAGCAAGGCAGCUACAGCUGUGUGUAUAAAGUACAGGGGAGAAGUGAGACCUUCAGCUCACCUCACAGUGACCCUGUACACAUCGCAGUGGUGUUUCUGAAGCAGCCACACAUCUCUCUGAGCCCGGCUGGCGGUGCUGUUGAGAGAGGAAACAGUUUUGAAAUCACUUGCAGCUCUGCAGAACGCUACACAGAGAGCACCUUCCUCCUCUUCAGAGUCUCUGCAGGUUUCAAUGAGAGAUGGAACAGAUCAGCACCAACCAUCAACCAGUCUGCCCUCUUCAGCUUCCCUGCUGCAGACUCCACACAUGAGGGGAAUUACUCCUGUCAGUAUCAGACCCGGGUAUCGGGGAGAGUGUUUGAAUCCCAGCUGAGCGAGAUGCUCCACGUCACAGUCACAGUAUCAGUCCUGAUUCCAGUCGUGUCUGCUGUCAGUGCUGCUGCAGUGCUGCUGCUCUCAGUAUUUCUCAUACUCCUGAGAUGUAAAAAGAGAAGGACAGACAGCAGAGAGGAAGUGAGGAGCGCUGCAGUCAGGAUGAAUUCAUACGUUUCCAAAGGCGCUGGUAACCUGCACUCUGAGGAUGCUGAUGAGGUCUAUGCGAACACUGAGUUUUUCAAGGAAGAUAAAGUUGACCAGGACUAUGAAGAGAUGAGAGCUGAGUUUUUCAAGGAAGUCACAGAUGACCUGGGCUAUGAAGAGAUAAGCGAACCAGAGUAUGAAAACUUUGAUUUCAAUCAGGGCAAUAAGGGGGGAGCUGAAGAAGAUGAUAUCUAUCUGGAUUUCGGUUAGCAGACAGUAACAAGGUGGAAUUGUUUUACAUUGAGGCCGGUACAGAAAUAAUCGCGAGGGGUGCUAUAGAGAUGAAACUGAAAGAGUUUGUUAAAAAAUCAAAGAAAAUCAGCUUUGACAGAUUUGCUCAAAGGCAGCGAACCAAAACAUGAUAAAUAAGGAUUUGCUAAGCUAUAGAAUGCCACUACAUUAAAGUAAAACAAAAAACAUAUAGUAUUAUUUUUCCUUCAUUUUUUAAUGGUUAUUUACCUUUAAAUUUAGAGUCAUUUUGUAAAGUGUUAUUUUAUGGUUGUAUACCGUCAGGUUUACAGUGAUUUAACAUUAAAGUUUUUAACCUUCACAAUUUACAGAGGUUUUGUAACAUGAUUUAAAUGUUUGUAACACAGUGUUAAAAAUGUGCUGAGUGUUCUCGACGCUUUGGCUGGGUUUAGAAUUAUUUUAGUAUAAAUAAGACCGAAGUUGAGUAAUAUUUUCAAUAUACAUACACACAUUAUCAAUAGAGGCUUUAUCCUAUAAAGCCGUGGUUUUCAACCUGCGGGUCGUGAAGCAUGCUCAGGUGGGUCGCCACAAUUUGGAUUUGGGGAAGAUUACAUUUAACAAUUAUUAUUACCAUAUAAUACUUACAUUUCUUAGCAACCCUAGACCCUGCCUUAGGAUCUGAAAUGAUCCUGUUGCUCUGAACCACAGUUGUUGUUGUUGUUGUUAUUAUUAUUAUUAUUAUUAUUAUUAUUAUUAUUCAUGUUCUGGUCAGUCUGCUGUUGCACAGACUUUGGAUUGUGUUGAAAAGAUAAAAAGAAAAGCAAAUGUUUACUGGUGGGUCAUUGAGUUAAAAAGAUUAAACUCACUGCUCUAGAUGGGGAUUUUCAAUAUAUUUUAUGGGAUUGGAACUGGACCUGUUUUUCACACGUGUCUUGUGUUUAGUUUUGUACAGCGUUCUGAGAUGCCUUGGCAUGCCAUAUAAGAGAAUGCAUUUGUAUUGUAUUUUAAAAUCUAUUUUACCUUAAGCUUUUUAUGGCUAUUUGCCAUUCAUAUGAACAGUAAUUUUGUAAAGUGUUAUUGUGUUAUCAUAUUGGUG
This is a messenger RNA of Acipenser ruthenus (sterlet), 2239 nucleotides long. RefSeq names its product killer cell immunoglobulin-like receptor 3DL2. NCBI's taxonomy places the organism in Eukaryota, Metazoa, Chordata, Actinopteri, Acipenseriformes, Acipenseridae. Bases 166 to 1164 code for a protein of 332 amino acids. The transcript is spliced from 4 exons. The record is from RefSeq and is a predicted model, not a curated record.